This is a messenger RNA of Drosophila bipectinata, 2699 nucleotides long. It is a transcript of the gene Drep2, whose product is annotated as DNA fragmentation factor-related protein 2. Gene Ontology annotation, biological process: regulation of apoptotic process; apoptotic process. NCBI's taxonomy places the organism in Eukaryota, Metazoa, Arthropoda, Insecta, Diptera, Drosophilidae. The record is from RefSeq and is a predicted model, not a curated record.
UCUGGCAACACCGUUUUGGCCCUGUUGUCUGGCAAGUCCGAUCCGAAAAUAAAAAUUGAUUUGCAUUUGUUCUUGGCCAAAAAUAUUUAAAAUGUUAUGGUUUGCCCACAAAAAAUGACUUAGUUACCACUCCAACUAAAUUAAAUGGCCAAGUGGUGGAAACUCAGACAAUUAAACAACUGCCGGAAAGUCUAGCGUAUGUGAAGAAGUAGGCGUGUGUACUUGCCGAGCAAAAGAAGAAAAAACGGUAAAAAGGAUUUUAAGCAAAGCUCAAGCAAUAACUUUUUAUCAAAUAGCAUAAAUAGGAAAAUUAAUAAAAGGAAACGCGAGUGCGGCUUAAAUGUGCGAAAAUCGCAACAAAAAAGUGUAUGCCAAAUAGGAAAAUGUGGCUCCGCCAACGAUAACGGUACUCGUACUCGCCAACACACACACAUACCACUACACUGCCAGUGGCGGAUCUUGACCACCAGCCGCACCUAUAAAAGUGGGCGUAGGUAGAGACAAAUUACAAAAAAGGAUGUUAUGCUUCUAGCGACAGAGUAAAUAGUUUAAACAAAUUCAACCUGGAUUAAAAUAAUACUCAAAAGCUUAGAAAAUACCAAUACACAUACACAUUCCCACGCACACCAAAGGAAGUAGGAGGAAAGGAAAGGAAAGAAAAGGAAGAAGAAAGAAGUAGCAUCGGCGCGUUGGAGAAAUGUGCGGGAAGAGAAAAGUGAAAAUAAACGUGUAGUAGAGAAUUUUUGAAGCAGACACACACACACACAAACACAUACACAUCCCACACUCUUUCUCUCUCUCUGUCACUCGGCUUUUACCGUUUUCCGCCUACUCACACACACACACACACUCACACACUUGCAAAACACUCACUCACACACACACACACACACUCUCGUAUUGUAUGCGCGAAAAGCGUGAGCUAGUGAGAACAUGUCGUAAUGGCCAGAGAGGAGUCUCGCGGCAAGAGACCACUGAAAAUCUGGGACAGCUGGCGGAAUGUGCGCAAGGGCGUCGUAGUUGGGACUUUCGAAGAGCUCUUGGUCCGCGGCAAGGACAAGCUGGGGGUUCCUGCUUCAGAACCGGUACGCGUUGUUCUGGAGUGUGAUGGAACCCAAAUCGAGGAUGGCGAAUACUUUCGCACCCUGGCCAACAAUACGGUCCUCCUCCUGUUGAGGCAGGGCGAGCGCUGGUAUCCCACUGGCGUCGACGUCAUAAAGGCUGCAAUAUCAGCUAUACCGAAAAUCGUCUGCGAGACGAUCCAUGCACUAGAGCUGCACGAUGAGACCCCGUCGUGGAAGAUCAUGGACAACAAGGGGCGUGUCACGGUCGUAUUGCACUGGGAUCAGCGGCAGGGUGGUGGAAGCAGCGGCGGCGGCGGAGGAGGUGGUGGCGGUGGCGGCGGUGGCAUGUGCUCCGGUCUGGGCAGCAGCAAUGGCUUGCUCUCCUCUGACAAGUACUCGCCCUCGAAAAAGGGCCUCUCCGCACAGAGUUCUCUGGACAACAAAUCGGUGUCCUCGCAGUCCUCCCAGCCGCGCUACGCCAGCCCCCAAAUAACGGUGAUCAGCGACGACGGCCCGGCGAGCAUAUACCAUCCCGGCGGCGUGGUACUGCCGCCUGGAGUUGUGAUACCCGGCGGCAGCCGUCGCCUCUCCAAGCAGGGUAGCUCCUUCGACAGCACCAUUGGAGUGGGCGUUGGGGCGGUGCAUGUGCAUACGCCGGAGUGCGCCCAUCACGCCCACACGCCAAGCAGGGCAGGCAGUCCCAGCACCACCGAGUGCGAUUUUCACUGCUGUGCCCUGCACGAGGAGGGACGAAAAAUAGCCGUGCACAAGAGUGUGGCCACGUCGCCCAUCCAGGACGGAAGCACAAGUCCCCAGCCGCAGUCGGCACCUUCGGUUAUGGAUCCUAUGCAGGGCGUCAGCAGCGGAGGAGGCGGCGGAAGCAUGCAACGCCGUUCGUCGGGGGCCAAGGGCCAUGUGCGUUUCCUGGAUAUCGCCCCAGAACGGGAUAGCUCCGAGAGCGAAACGGAGAACACCGUAAUGGAGGACGACAAGACGACGACGGAGAAGUUUCUGCUAUUGAUCGACCAGCUGUCGGUGGAUCAAAAGCGCCACCUCAGCAUCAAGGACAUCGGCAUCAUAUUGGAGCGCCUCAACUCCAAGAUCCUUGAUGUGGAGCGGUUGGAUCGCGAGUCCGAGUCGGACGACUGCUACAACUGGACGAUAAAGGCGACAAUACGCGGCGAUGCGCUUCGCGAACUGGGCGUCAUCUACAAUGGCAACUACUACGCCAUCUCCGAGCAUCCCGGCUACAAGGAGGAGCUCGAGGAGAACGGCGAGGAGGCUGAAGAAGAGGAGGAGGAGGAGGAUGAGGAGGACAGAAUUUAGACGGGGAAAAUGAGAGGGGGCAUUAAUCCCAAAUUCACGAACGCCCCACGUUGGGCGCCAGGAAGAAGGUAUCAAUAAACUAACGCAUUUUACAGAAACGAAAAACGAACAAAAAAAAAAUCCAAAAAAAGAACGAUUUAAAAAGAAACCACACACACACACUAAAAUAGGAGUAGCCCAGCAGCUCAACACACCACACACACACACAUAACACAUGCAUACAUAUAUACAUAUAUACUUAUAUAAAAUAAUUACGAGAAUAUAAUAAUGCAAGUCGCACAUUGUACAAUAGUGAAGUAAGCAUAAAAA